AUGAAUUAAAAUCAAGAUAUAGGGUUUCUAUUACCAGACGGGAACAUUUAAAAUAUUAAAAUUCAAAACAAUAACUUAGUUUUUUAUAGAAAUAUUUCAAAAUGUAAAUUUCUCUAUUUUAUUUUAGAGUUGAGAUUACCAUGUCCCGAUGAAUUCAUUGCAGUACUUGAUUUAAAAACGAAAAAACUGAUUAGCAAAUUCAUUGAUAAGUUGGAACAAAAUUGCACUUAUAAAUUAUUCAAUAUACAAGAAGCAAUAGCCAUAAUUUAACAAAAGGACUAAGAAAUAAAUUAAUCAAAGGAAGAAAAUAAAAAUUUGUAAGAAUAAUAUAAGAAAGCUAAGGAAGAAAUUAAUGAUAUUAAAGCCAAACUAGAUUAAGAUGCGAAGAAUUCAGAAACAAAUAAAACUCAAUCAGAUAAAAUAAUUAAUGAACUUAAUUAAAAAAUAAAUGAAUUCAAUUAGAAAAUAAAAGAAAUUGAUCCAAAACUAUCAGAAGCACAAAAUAAAAUAAAGGAAUAAUUAUAAGAUCUAGAACGCGCAAGAUAUGAUUUAAAAUAAGCAAAUUCGAAACUAGAAGUGUGGAAACAAGAUAUGGAAAAAUAAUUGGUAGCAAAAGACACUAAAAUUUAAGAAUUAACUAAUUAGGGUAUGUAAUAAGAUGCUUACAUUUAAAAUUUGAUCACUUAAUUGAAGUAAGAAAGAAUGAAAGUCACUUCAAUUUAAGAAGCUUGCAAUAACUAAAUGUUGGCAUAGAUGUAAUAAUGGCAAUAAUACUUUGUUUAAUUAGAUUCUGAAAAAAAAUUAAGAGAAUAAGAGAAUUAUGAUAUAACCAAAAAAAAAUAAGAUUUAGAGGUAGAAGUGAAGAAAUUAAAAAAGAAAUUAGAUGAUGAGGAAUAGACUAAGAAGUUGGAAAUAGAUUCAUUAUAAAAUGAAAAAUAGAGUUUAGAUUCAUAAAUAACUAGAUUAAGAAAUUAGGUAAGGGAAACAGAAGCUAAACUUGCAUAACAAAAGCGAUAAUUAGAAGAUGGUAAAUCACAAGAGAUUAAUAUAAUAAAGGAAUAAUUGGAUAAAGCUAAUCAAAAAUGCAAGAGUUUAGAACUAAAAUACAAAUAUCAGAAUGAUGAAAUGGAAAGAGAAAUUUAGUAAAAGUAAAACACCGGAUAAGUGAAAGAAGAAGAGAUCCAAUUGUUAUUAAGAUAAAUUCAAGAAUUAAAAGAUUAAAAUGAGAGAUUAAGUGAAGAAAUCGAUGUGCUUUAAGCAAAAAAUACCAAUAUAACAUAAAAUCUUAAUAAUUCCCAAAAUCUUUAUAGAGAUUUAGAGUUUAAAGCAACUAAUCUAGAAGAUAAAUUGAAAUCAGUCUAGGAAGAGUCCAAAAGAGAGUUGACUUAAAAAAAUGAGAAAAUAGAAGAAUAAAAGUUAGAAUAUUAGAACAUUUUAAAUAAGAAAGAUCAAGAACUCUAGGGAUUCAUCAAAAAGCAAGAAGAAGUUGAAGAAGAAUUAAAAAAUAAAAUAAAGAAUUUAUAAAAGGAAAAUGAAAAAGUAUAAUAAGAUUUGGCCAAAAUAAUGAAAGAGAAACGAGAAGUUGAGGAAGAAGCAGUAAAAGAGAGAUAGAAUCUUUAAAAAGUGAUUGGCGAAGCCGAUAUAAUGAUGUUACAGAAGGAUUAAGAACUUGUAGCAAUAUAGAAUUCAGCUGCUGUGCCUGCUUAUUAAUUUAGAAUAUAACGAUUGGUCGAAUAAGUACCAAGAGAAUAUAGUAAAGAUAUUGAAUUUGCGAUUGAGACUAUGAUGUUUGACAAAGUAAAUCCGGAGGCUUUUCUAAAAACUAAUUAAGCAUAGUGUUAAGAACUAGAGUUUAAGUUGAGUCAUGUUCAGAUAUUACAACAAAAAGCAGAAAAAACCCUAUAUAAUAUCAGUGAUUAGGAUUACAGGUAAUGUGUAAAAAUUGUUCCUAUUGGAGAUAUGACUGGUAUUCAAUGUUUCGCUCCUGUUAAGUCAAGCGAUUAAUCUUUAGAUCGAUACUUCUUUUUCAAAUGCUAAAAAUGUCCUGAUAAUAAAAAGCUUGAAGGCAAAAUCUUUGGCAUAAAACAAUUUAAGAAAUAAGAUCUUGAGGAUUUAGAGACACUAGAAACAGCAACUGACAAUUGUAUGUCUACAGUCAUUGCUUAAGAAUUCAUGAGGCAAUUUGUGUAGGAAUUAACUGAAAAAAAAGUGAAAAUAGAAUUUGACUUCAAAUUUAGAGAUUAGUAUAUUAUUGAAGCAAAAAAGAGUUUUAAGCAAUAUCUAUAAGAAUAAAUUAAAGGGUAAUAACUUGUGCUUUAAAAUGAGGGCAUAAAAAAUUUCGUAGAAUUUGUUGAAGCUUUGGAUGGCGAGUAAUCCAAUGAUUUUUACGAUUAUACUAGAGAGUAUUAGUUGGAUAAAAAGCAACCUAAAGAUGGAAACAUUAUUAAAGCAUAUUUGGAAAUUAUCAAGGAUAAGAAACUUGAGGACAUCUAUAAAAAGUUUAACCCAGAAACAAUUAGAAAACAGCUGAGUCAUUUUGUUGACUUUAUUGGAGGGAAUAUGAAAGAAAUGCCAUAAAAACUUUGUUACGCCAUCUAGGAAAUUGAAGUAAAACCAGAUUUCUUAAAAUACAAUGGAGGACAUUUGAAAUUUGAUAGUAGUCCUGAAGGUAAAUUCUUAUCUGCGUUCACAUAUUACUCCAUUGUAAAGAGUUAAAGAUAGCUAUGCAUUUCUCAUAUGCAAGGAGUAAAGAAUCAGAUAUAUGAUCCUAUGGUUUCAACUUAUGAUGGCUUUUUGGAUAAAAUGGAUUAAGGAUAUAAUGAAAUAAGAACUAUUGAAUCUAAGUUUUUAUCUGAACCCAACAUUAACAAAGGAGUAGAAUUCUUGAAAGCACUAGGUAUAAAAUGGAAUUGAAUUAUUUAACAUAUAAUAGAAUUAGUUC
This is a messenger RNA of Paramecium tetraurelia, 2941 nucleotides long. RefSeq lists its product as uncharacterized. NCBI's taxonomy places the organism in Eukaryota, Ciliophora, Oligohymenophorea, Peniculida, Parameciidae. Gene Ontology annotation, biological process: protein phosphorylation. The transcript is spliced from 3 exons. The record is from RefSeq and is a predicted model, not a curated record. Gene Ontology annotation, molecular function: protein serine/threonine kinase activity; ATP binding.